Messenger RNA from Ornithodoros turicata, 510 nucleotides. RefSeq lists its product as uncharacterized. The record is from RefSeq and is a predicted model, not a curated record. Bases 1 to 510 code for a protein of 169 amino acids. The transcript has a single exon. NCBI's taxonomy places the organism in Eukaryota, Metazoa, Arthropoda, Arachnida, Ixodida, Argasidae.
AUGGAACGGAUGAUCCUCGCCAGGCUCAAAUGGUACCUGGACAUCCGCUUCAUUCUUCCAUCCACAAUGACUCGCUUCCGCAAGAAUCUCUGCACUUCGAACACCCUUCUCGAAUUCUCUUGUGCAGCGGAUAACGCCAAGAAGACUCGACAAGCCCUCCUUGCAGCCUUUCAUGACAUCAAAAAGGCCUUCGACAGCGUCACACCUCAAGUCGUUGUCAACAUGUUACAACAGGUCAAGAUUACCGGGCGUGCAAUCCGCUUCAUUCUCGGCUUCCUUCCAGGAAGAAUGAUGCAAGUCCGACUGGGAACAACCCUAAGCAGUACCAGAGCCUCGCCAGUAGGACUGCCUCAACGCAGCAUUCUUAGGCCAGUGAUCUUCAACAUAGUGAUGGCUGGUGUCACUUUUGCCCCCAGCUUGACUCCUCCAGUACACCUUAGCAACUAUGCUGACGACCUCACUAUAUGGACAACAGGGCGUAAAUUCGCUCACUACAAAGUAGGCCUGUAG